AUCUCCCCUAAGUCCCCCUUCCUCGUCUGCUUCUAACUGGGCGACGUGCGUCUGUGCUCCUGUAGAACGGAUGGAAAAAGGGAAACGUCGUGAAUCUUUUGCGUGCUUAACGACUUAAUCUUGCGCUCGUCCUUUUCGAUUCACCUCAUAUUUUGUCGAAACCCUCGAUCAAUUCCUGAUUUUUCUUCUCUUUGUAUGAGCUCGGUGCUCGCUCGCUCGCUCGCUCUGACUGGGCUAAAUAUUUCUUGACGAGAUUCCCCUGCCUUUUCUUUCCGAGAAAGUUCUUCACGGCCCUCAUGGCCGCUGUGCUCAAAUGCAAGCCCUCCAAGGAAACAGCGACCUUCGCAGCCUCUCAAUUUCGCUGCUUUGUGUUCAACAAUCAGAUGCACGCGGGUCGCGUGCCCAAUUCUCACCGCUCUAGCCAUUCCAAUUGGGAUAGGUUCUUUGCGAACACCCCGUACCACUUUACUUCUUUCAAGCCCGUGACGCUUCGCGGCGAUUUCGUCGAGCAGGGUACUCAGUUCUUGAGUGAUCGGAGGAUUAACUCGAUUGUUAGUAGCAAGAAGGGUACCGUAGCAUGUGAUGAGAGGAAAAUACUAGAUAAUUGUCGUGGGGAUUGUGAUGGGACUAGAAGUUGGACUGAGAAAUUUAACAUGGCGAGUUCCAAUGGAGAGCCGCCGGACGUGUGGCAGCCUCCUGGGGGCGGAGUUACGAUGAGGCUUGGGAAUUCAGGGUACGUCGUUACGAGAGGAGGUGGGUUAGGUUCGGAAAGCGAUUCACCCAAGGAUGAGUCUUGGGGUGGCUCAAAUUGGGGGAGCAAUUUUCCCACUCCAAAGGAGAUUUGCAAGGGGCUUGACAAGUUUGUGAUUGGACAAGAGAGAGCAAAGAAGGUGCUCUCCGUUGCAGUCUACAAUCACUACAAAAGGAUAUUUCAUGAGUCUGUGAAGAGGCCUGCUGGAGAUUCAGAGGAUGGAAGACCAGAGUCAACUGAUGAUGACUCGGUUGAACUUGAAAAAAGUAAUAUCCUUCUCAUGGGGCCGACAGGCUCAGGGAAGACAUUACUAGCCAAAACUUUAGCACGAUUUGUGAAUGUUCCCUUCGUUAUAGCAGAUGCAACUACAUUGACUCAGGCUGGAUAUGUAGGGGAAGAUGUGGAGUCUAUAUUGCAUAAGCUUCUUACGGCUGCCGAUUAUAAUGUGGCAGCUGCACAGCAGGGCAUUGUUUACAUUGAUGAGGUUGACAAGAUCACCAAAAAGGCUGAGAGUGUCAACAUAAGUAGAGAUGUAUCUGGGGAAGGUGUCCAGCAGGCUUUGCUUAAAAUGCUUGAGGGGACUGUUGUAAAUGUUCCAGAGAAGGGAGCUCGUAAGCAUCCUAGAGGUGACAAUAUUCAAAUUGACACCAAGGACAUCCUCUUCAUCUGUGGUGGUGCCUUUGUUGACCUAGAGAAGACAAUCUCAGAGAGGCGUCAAGAUUCGUCGAUUGGAUUUGGUGCUCCAGUACGUGCAAACAUGCGAGCUUCCAAUCUUACAAAUGCGGCCGUGGCAUCUUCUUUAUUGGAGACUGUUGAGAGUAGUGAUCUUAUUUCAUAUGGUCUGAUACCUGAGUUUGUUGGACGGUUUCCAAUCCUUGUCAGUUUGUCAGCUUUAAGUGAAAACCAACUUGUUGAGGUUCUAACGGAGCCAAAAAAUGCGUUGGGAAAGCAGUACCGGAAGAUGUUCCAAAUGAAUGACGUGAAGCUGCACUAUACUGAUAAUGCUUUGAGAUUAAUUGCUCGAAAAGCGAUUGCCAAAAAUACUGGAGCUCGAGGACUAAGAUCCAUACUGGAGAAUAUUCUGAUGGAAGCGAUGUAUGAGAUUCCGGAUGUAAGAACAGGGGAAGACAUAAUUGAUGCAGUCGUAGUUGACGAAGAGGCGGUUGGGAUCCAGGGACGAGGGCGUGGGGCGAAAAUCCUCUAUGGCAAAGGUGCUUUUGACCAAUAUCUUUCCCAAAAGAAAGUAAAGGAUCAAGAGGCGAGCAUCGAAAGUUCUGAUGGGGAACCGGAGGUGGAAGCCGAGAUUCCUAAAAUUGUUGCCAGCAUGUAAUCCGUUUGGUUCAAUCUUAUUGUAAUUCUACCGGUGUACAUAACAAGCUCAUAUUUAUUGAACUAGUUAGCGUAUGCGUAACAUUAUAAUCCUCCUCGGAAAUUGCAUUAUCUU
This is a messenger RNA of Rhodamnia argentea, 2195 nucleotides long. Its product is annotated as CLP protease regulatory subunit CLPX1, mitochondrial. The record is from RefSeq and is a predicted model, not a curated record. Gene Ontology annotation, cellular component: mitochondrial matrix. Gene Ontology annotation, biological process: proteolysis; protein catabolic process; protein folding. The transcript has 15 exons. Lineage: Eukaryota; Viridiplantae; Streptophyta; Magnoliopsida; Myrtales; Myrtaceae. The coding region runs from base 297 to 2081 and encodes 594 amino acids. Gene Ontology annotation, molecular function: ATP-dependent protein folding chaperone; ATP hydrolysis activity; ATP binding.